Molecule: messenger RNA, 3184 nt
Organism: Drosophila arizonae
Lineage: Eukaryota; Metazoa; Arthropoda; Insecta; Diptera; Drosophilidae
Gene: tor
Product: tyrosine protein kinase receptor torso
Biological process (GO): cell surface receptor protein tyrosine kinase signaling pathway; protein phosphorylation; positive regulation of kinase activity
Cellular component (GO): plasma membrane; signaling receptor complex
Molecular function (GO): transmembrane receptor protein tyrosine kinase activity; ATP binding; protein binding
Source: RefSeq, a predicted model, not a curated record
UCGACUUCAGUUUGCACGGCUCAGUCGUAGGCGAAGGUUGGAACUAGUGCAGAGCGGCAAUUGCACAAGGAAAUUUGAAUAAUAGUGGAACUAGUGCAGCGCCACAGCCAAGAGCAGAACGAACUGUAAAAUAAACAAAAAGAACCGCAAGUUCAACUGUUGAAAAGAAGAGACAUAAGAAAGAAAUCAAAUAAUUUAAAAAACAAAAAUACAAUGCUGCUGUUCUAUGCAAAAUAUGCAUUUCUCUUCUGGCUGUUCAUAGACGACAAUCAGGGCGAUUUGAUACUCAUGCGUGAGCUCUCCAAGGAGGAGCUGCUGCUCAAUGUGACCGCCUGCACCAAGCGCUGCCUGCUCACAAUACCGAAUAAGAAUUUUUCAAGCUGUUACGGUUACUGUAGUGAAAAUGGAACGGAUUUAAUGCCCGCAACUCCGCACAAAAUACAGGAGAACUUCUUCUUGAAUCUCGUUUGCCGCACAGAGUCGGAGCUCUCAUUUCGCAUCAAGUGGGUGCAGCAUGCGCGCGAUAAUGCCACACAGGCUAUGCCAGAUGCCAUGUUUAUCAUUCGGUUUGACAGAAUUUUCGAUGACGUCAAUCUUGAAUCGACUUUCUAUGUGUCCGAUGAGAGUUUCUUUACCUUAAAGGAUCUGGAAGCAAUUGCCGCGCAUAAUAUUACAGCGCUGGCUGUGCACGCCGAUGGCGCCUAUUCGUUUAUAGCCAUCCAGGAGAGCUAUCGGACACUGAAGCGCGGCUACCAGCCGAGCAAGAUGGGCAACGUUCGGCUGAAAGAAUUCGAAGAGCAGCCCGGCGAUAGGCAGCACAUUGCAGCAAAAGUGGAAUGGCAGCCAUCUGCAGAACGCAAUUGUUACUUUGAUAUGAUCUACUUCUCGAAGGACAGUCAAAUUAUGGACGCGCCCACGCCCAUUGAGUUUCGAGACCCUCGCAGCCUCUACAGCUAUACGAUACCGAAUUUGAAAUUUGGCGAGCAGUUCAUGGUGGGCAUUCGCACGGUUAAUAUCAUGAACAUGCUGGAGAGCUCACUGCAAUGGCUGGUACUCCACGUGCCCAGCUGCCUGGAUUGGUUCCAUUACAACUAUACCCUGUGUCCUCCACUGAAGCCCGUCAAUGUUAGCGUGCAACAAUCCCAUUUCGACCAGGAUAUAUUGACACUGAAUAUUAGUUGGGCUCGGCCACGACAAUUGCCGGAUAACUAUACGCUGUACAUAUUCGAUCUGCACGUGAAUAGCAAUCACAUGAAGUAUUUAGUGGAUGGUAGUGCUAAUCAUUAUUAUAUACCAAAUAUCACAAUACUUGGUGCCAGUUUUGAGGUGCAUUUAGUGGCCUACACAGAGGGCGGACGGAAUGCCACAGUUCUGCCCGUAGAUAAGAUUGAUUUGCAGUUCUGGAUGCUGGAAAGCACGCAGAUUAACUUCAUGGUGUUAUUUAUUGUAACGCUGUGUUUGAUACUUGGCCUGUGUUGGCUGUCGCUGCGUAGGCAAAAGCAACGACAAGAGUGUCAGAAGCUGGAGACGAAGGAGCUGAAGGCAGCUCCAAAUCAGUCAAGCGACUUUCACUUGUCCUUGGUCAACAACAACAGUAGCAGGCUGUUAGCCACGCUCGCUGCCGAGGAUAACUUUGAAUUGGAUGAUGAGCUGGAGGUAGACCCGCAUGCUGUGCUGCUGCAGGAUGUGCUAGGCGAGGGCGCGUUUGGCCUAGUGCGUCGUGGUGUCUACAAACAGCGUCAGGUGGCUGUGAAGCUGCUCAAAGAUCACCCCAAUGAGGAGGAUGUGCAGGCAUUCAAGUGUGAAAUCGAAAUGUUACGCGCCGUGGGCAGGCAUCCGAAUAUUGUGGGAAUUGUUGGCUACUCGACCAGGUGCAGCAAUCGCAUGAUGCUGCUUACCGAAUACUGCGGCCUGGGCAGCCUUCAGAAUUAUUUGCGUGACGAAUGGAAAUUCCAGCAGGAGCGCAGCGCACGGAAUAUGCAUGUCAAGCUUAAUCUAGUCCAGCAGAAGCAUCACUCAAUGCGUUCUGGGCAUCUCUCGUAUAACGAUACACGUAUUGAGGAUAUAAAUCGAUCCAUGUUGUCCACCCUGGAAGAGGAAUCCGAGACGGAUCUCUCAAGGAACAGCAGCCGCCAAGAUACCAGCUUCAAAUGGAACAAGGGCACACUUGCUGCCGACAACAAAUCCUAUGGACUGCACGGCAUUGAGAAUAUUGAGGCGAAUGCAGGACCAACAGUUGCUGCUGUGGCAACUCUGAAGAACCUAUUGAAGCGCAGUCAAAAGGAGAAGCAGUCAGACAAAAAUACCUGCUGCACGGCUAGCUUUGAAAAUCAGGAGUACUUCAAUACACCAGCGGUUGAGCAAGAACUGGAAAGGCAACCACUGAAAUAUGCCGAUCUAUUGGAUAUUGCGCAACAGGUGGCUGUGGGCAUGGACUUUUUGGCACAGAAUAAAAUUGUGCAUCGAGAUUUGGCUGCACGAAACGUGCUCAUCUCCAUGGAUCUCACCAUCAAAAUAGCAGACUUUGGUCUGAGUCGUGAUGUCUACCAUGAGAAUGUUUAUCGUAAAUCUGGAGGCAGUGGCAAGCUGCCCAUCAAGUGGUUGGCCUUGGAGUCGCUGACCCACCAGGUGUACACCAGCCAGAGCGAUGUUUGGUCCUUUGGGGUGCUGCUGUAUGAGAUUACCACACUGGGCGGCAUGCCGUAUCCUUCCAUCUCGCCCAGAGAUUUGCUGCAGCUGCUGCGUCAGGGACAGCGCAUGAAACAGCCCGAAGGCUGCACAGAUGAAGUAUUUGCUCUAAUGACAAGCUGCUGGUGCUCCAUACCGGGAAAUCGACCCACAUUUGCCCAACUCAAACAGCAGCUCGAUGCGAUGAUCCUGGCCAGCAAUGAGCAGCCAAUGCGGCUACAGAAGCAGCUAAAGCGACAGCUAACUCAAACUGACAAUCCACAUAGCAAAGUGGAGCAACUGCCUCAACAUGAUGAACCCUAUUUGCAACCUUGUGCUUAACUUUGUUUUUAGUCUUUGUUUUUAUUUUUUUUUUUUGUCUUCAUUCAAAAUGUUUUACCUUGUGCAAUACAUUUUCAACAAAGUUUCUAAGGAAAACAUAUGCUGACUAUAUGUGCAACACAUGAUAAGCUCUCUGAGAUAUUGUAGAGCAUAUUGUAAUUGUUAAACUAUGAAA